UCUUCUACUGCCUUGGAAAGUGUUUUUAUCCUCCUCCUUGAUAGAGCCAGCGACGAGCUGAAACCUAACACCAUCACCAGUCCACCGCCACCACCUUCUUCUUCUCUAAAACUAAAAGCAAUACCAGCUUUUUCAGUCAUAGAGAAGAGGAAUUUCGAUGAAAAUGGCUGACUAGAAAGGGACUUGUUCUCGUAUUUGCUAGGUUCAACUUUGGAAAGGAACAGCCACUCAGUGAUACACGGAAGUGUUUCUUUUGGAGAGGGUUUUGCUGAUUGUCUUUGGGUUGGCUGGUCAGUUAUUCUCAAAUAUCAUUUUUAGCAACAUUCAAGGUUCCAGAGGUAUGACCAGAAUUAGUCCGAAAAAGGAAAAGCAUGAGAAUGGGAAUGAGGGCACUUCAGCCCGAACAAGACCUUUCACAUUCGAGGAGAUUAUGCUGAGAAGGAGAAAGAAUAAAUCAAGUUCAGAAGCGGAAGCUGAAGAGUCAGAGAAUCUUUUGGUGAAGGAAAAUGAUGUAACAAUUCCAAAUCAUUCUGAACUCGGUGAAGCUCAUGAAAAAAUCAAGACUAAAGCUUCAGACGAUAGUGAGAAGAUCAGUUCCACAAGGGAACAUGAGAGUACCUCUGUGGAGGAGGACCAGUUAGGUAGAAAAGAUAAUGUAAAUUUUGAUGCUAAAAGCUACUUAGUGGCGGAGAAACUAGACAAAGAGGUCAGUGAGAGGACUAAAGAGGAGAAGAGUGAAAUAGGUAGUCGUGUCAGUAGUAGAAAUGAGGAAGUUACAGCUGAGUUAGAAAAUAAAACUGAGAAAGAUACGACAAGUAGAGUUGAAGGGGAUAAGAAGGAAAAACAUAGUCAUCACCGAAGCAGAAAUGAGGAGAGAUUAAAAGAUAACUUGGAGAAUGAGCCUGACAAAGUUACAAAAAGUACAGGUAAAAGGGAUAAAAAUGAAAAAUCUCGUCAUUACAGAAUCAGAAACGAGGAGAUAUCAAGAGAUGACAUGGAGGUUGAAUCUAACAAAGAAUUAAGAAAUGGAGCUAAAGGGGACAAAAAUAAAACACAAUGUCACCGUGGAAGUAGAAAAGAGGAGAGAUCAACUGAUGUUUCAGAGAAUAAACCUGAUAAAGAUAUGGAAAGUAAAGCUAAAGCGGAUAGAAAUGAUAAAUCGAGUCAUUCCAAAAGCAGAAAUGAUGAGAUAUCAAGAGCUGACGUUGAAGUUCAACCAGAGAAGAGCUCUCGGAGAAAGGAGACAUCUUCAGGCACAGAAAAGAGGAAAUCUGACACUGAAACUAAAAGAAAGCAACGCCCAGGUGGUGAUGAGAAGGAUAGUUCUGAGGUAGACGGGAAUGCUGUAAAGAAACACGAUUCGGGAAAAAGAUAUGACUCAGAAACUGUGGGAAGAAAAGGUAGAAGGGAGUCAUCUCCAUCUCACUAUGAUGAAGAGAGGCCAAAAAGAAGAAGGUCAAGGAGUCGUGAAAAAAGGGAUAAAGAUAGGAUGUCAAUUUCUGAUUUGCCUAGGGCUCACAAGCGUACUUCUUAUCAGGAGCGGGAGCAUGAGUCAUCUAGGAAGUCGUAUCCUGAUUCUGAUAAGAAUAAAAUGUCAAGCAAUAGUGGGUAUGGAAGUAGUCAUUAUCAUCGUCAUGGUGGGCAUGAAAGUAGGCUUGGUGGCUAUUCCCCUAGGAAGAGAAGAACGGACUCUGCUGUUAAGACGCCUUCUCCUACUGCCCGUUCUCCAGAGAGGAAAAGUGCUGGUUGGGAUCUCCCAUCUACAGGAACUGACAUAAGCUCUGCUGGUUCCAUGGUCUCAAACAUACAAAACUCUGAUCAAAUCUUAUCCUCCAGUGUAAAUGAGGUGCCUGCUGUUCUUGUUAAAUCAAAUUCAGCAACGAAAAAAGCUGUAUCUUCUGGGUCUUCCUCAAGCACCCUAUCAGCGUCAAAGAAUUCCACUGCUGAUAACGUUCAACCAACAUCUCCAAGGAGAAGGCUCCUUGUGGAGAAUGUACCAACUUCAGCCUCUGAUAAAUAUGUAAUGGAGUGUUUCAAUAACUUCUUUCUGUCAUCAGAUGCUUAUCACAUUCAAGGAACCCUGCCAUGCAUUCACUGUUCUAUGAAUAAAGAGAAGCGGCAAGCUCUUGUGGAAUUUCUUACACCAGAAGAUGCCACAACAGCCCUCUCUUUUGAUGGUAGACUCUUCUCUGGAUCUAUUCUCAAAGUUAGACGCCCGAAGGACUUCGCGGAAUCAGCAACUGGUGUCUCACAGAAGCCAAUGGCAGUUGUUGAUGAAAUGUCUGACGUCGUAAAGGACUCACCAAACAAGAUAUUUGUUGGUGGAAUUGCGAAGGUUCUUUCAUCUGAUAUGGUAAAGGAGAUUGCUAGUGCCUUUGGAGCAUUGAGAGCUUAUCAUUUUGAGGUUAAUGAAUCUGCCAGUGAAGCAUGUGCUUUUUUAGAGUAUGUGGACAAGACAAUUACUCUCAAAGCAUGUGCUGGAUUAAAUGGGAUGAAGUUAGGAGGGGAAGUCUUAACUGUUGUCCAAGCUACUCCUGAUGCAUCUAUUGAUGGGGACAUUGAAGAGCCACCACAUUAUGCGAUUCCUGAGCAUGCAAAGCCUCUACUUUCGAAGGCCACAAAAGUUCUGAAGCUACAAAAUGUGUUGAAUGAGGAGGAACUAUCAACUCUAUCGGGACAAGAAGUGGAAGAAGUGUUGGAAGAUGUACGCUUGGAGUGUGCAAGGUAUGGCACCGUAAAAUCUAUUAAUAUUGUAAGGAAUGUUAACAGGCCCACCGCAGCUCCUGGUGAAAUCAUCAAUCUGGCUAGUCUGGUGAGUUCUUCACCUCAAAUAGAGGAUAGAUGUAGCCUGAAGAAAGUGGAGCCCACAGGUGUAGAAGUUGAUCCGAACUUUGGAGAAACUAGUGGACCAGCGGCUCUAGGUGAUGUCAGAGAAACCCUAGUAGAUGGGGCAGAUGCAGCAAAUUGUAGUCCUUGCCAUGCCGAAAAUGAGGAAGAUAAUCUGGAUACUAUUGUUCCUACAAGUGACCUUGGCUGUGAUACAGUAUUUCAAAAAUCCCCCUCCCAACUAGAUAAAAGCAAAAAUCAAUUUUCGCAAACUAUUAACAGUAGUGAUGAUUUUCCUUUGCGUAGCAACUCUUGCACUGAAAACAGUACAGCCGUUGAGGAGGAAGAAAUGAAACUAGAAGAAGCAGGCCUUGAAUUGCAGGAAGCUUUGAUAGCAUUGAAUGAUACUUCUUGUGCAAAGGAUUCAACUACCCAAGACAAUAACAAAAACAUCGACAUGACUGAUGAUUUUGAAGUAGGGUGCAUUCUUGUGGAGUAUGCAAGAACAGAAACCUCGUUUGUAGCAGCACACUGCCUACAUGGACGACUCUAUGGGGAUAAAACUGUGGCAGUGGGCUAUGUUGACCAUGACCAGUACAUGUCUAGAUUCCCCAAAUGAGGAUUUGUAGAUAGUGGUUUUUUAUUUGGUCUAGUGGCUUGUCAUACAUAGCGUUAAAUUUAGUAGAUGCCAUUUUUGGAUAGUUGUACUCUUGUAAACGACGGUCUCACAUUUUCGAAGUCUUCCAGAUUUCAAAGAAGGAUGGUAUUUGGGUACUCCACUCUUCUUUGACAAAUAUUGUAAAAAUGCAGCCAUGGAUGGAAUAACUGAAACAUGAGGAAGAAGCCGAAGCAAAGAAGCAGGAUUAUGUUAUCGUUCCUUUUUAUGUGCAAGUGAGUUGUUGCAGGUAAUCUGAAAGUUGUUUAUGCUUCUUGAUUAGUUGCUGAAAUUUGGAGCUCCUGAAACUCUGUUAUCGGACUAGAGUCACUAAACAGCUAGUUGCUCUUUUAGUAUUUGGUCUUAAAGGUCUUACUGAGGUUAGCAUUUUGCCAAGUUAGUUUUUAAUUUGAGGAUCUUACUUUGUUGUUAUGUUAUGUGUUCAUAAAGUGAGAAAAAUAGCAUACUGCAUCUCGACUUGUGAAUCUAGAAGGGCCAUAAUUUAGUAUAUGCAGUAAAAAUGCGAAUAAUACAUCAUGAAAAUGCUUUCUUCUCAUGUUCA
Papaver somniferum (opium poppy) is the source of this 4043-nucleotide messenger RNA. Its product is annotated as neurofilament medium polypeptide-like. Bases 341 to 3445 code for a protein of 1034 amino acids. Gene Ontology annotation, molecular function: poly-pyrimidine tract binding; pre-mRNA 3'-splice site binding. The record is from RefSeq and is a predicted model, not a curated record. The transcript is spliced from 11 exons. Gene Ontology annotation, cellular component: commitment complex; U2AF complex; nuclear speck. NCBI's taxonomy places the organism in Eukaryota, Viridiplantae, Streptophyta, Magnoliopsida, Ranunculales, Papaveraceae.